Messenger RNA from Clonostachys rhizophaga, 360 nucleotides. NCBI's taxonomy places the organism in Eukaryota, Fungi, Ascomycota, Sordariomycetes, Hypocreales, Bionectriaceae. The record is from the annotation of a GenBank genome assembly.
AUGUCCCCGACCGAACACCCCACAACCGAUGCUGAUACGCACAAGGGUGGCCAUCUCCUGUUCCCGCAACCGGGGGAUGGGAAGCUUAUCCCCCUGGUCAUCCAGAGCUUCCAGCAGCCUUCUCUACUGCCUGAGAAUGUGCCAUGGACUCGGCUAGGGGAGCCCUUCUCCAAGGUCGGCACUAUGGAGGCCAUUUGGUAUUGGGUUUUAUCUCCGAUACUCGUAAAGGGGAGCAAUGAGGUGGAUAUCUGGCCCAAGUCCUUAUUCUUCUUGGUUUUGAGGUUUCUCGCGGCAGCGCCUCUAUGUGCUGUUAUGGUUUGUAGUCCUGGUCCCAUUAUAACUUGGCAAUGGUCAGCUUAA